Messenger RNA from Neolamprologus brichardi, 1634 nucleotides. NCBI's taxonomy places the organism in Eukaryota, Metazoa, Chordata, Actinopteri, Cichliformes, Cichlidae. The record is from RefSeq and is a predicted model, not a curated record.
AGACAGCAUGGUCUCAUAUGGCUGGAUGAGAAUCUCUCAGUGACCCAUGGUUGCCGCAGCUUCAUCCAAGUGUGUCUGCGCAUGAACAACACAGCCGGCUCUGAAGGUCGUGACCUCAGUGGGGUUCGUGUGGAGCAGCAGGAGGGUAGAUCGCUCCAAGGUGUUAGCAUCAGUGGGGUAGCAGAGGUCGCCCCAGGUCACAUCAUAUCCCUCUUCCUCCGGAGUGCCACCCACCACUGUAACCAAAGCGCUGAAGGUCUGCAGCUGUUCGAAUCCUCCGUUGCCCCACUCAGCCUCCUCUGGCUCUCUCAUGACACCGGUGCGGUUGCCAUGACAGCACAGGCAAUGGUCUCUGCACAUUACCACACAAACUAUCGCCCAGUCUUCCGUACCACCUCCACCUCUGACCCUUAUGUAGUAGGACUUACUCACGAUGGUCGCGGCAUCCGGUUUGCAGAGAGUGGCACUGUGCGCUUUGUAUUCCAGCAGGCAUUGUACUCGAUGGGCCAGGCAUGCGUGAGUGAGGGCUUCCAAAUUUUGGCAUACCUCAACCAUAAUGGAACCGGCAUGGAGCUGCUCCGUGCCUUUAAACCAGGUGUCCAUUACCGAGACACAUCAAUAGCACUGUCUGGAGCAGCUCAAGUUGUCCCGGGAGACACACUGGGUUUUGAGAUUCUCUCUCCUGCGCAGUGCAACGUUCGCUUCUUUGGUGACGAAACGGGUAUCAGUAUUCUCAGUUUGGUUUGGGUUCCCGCUGCCAUUUCUUCAUCUCUUUCUGCCUCUGUGGCUAACACCGGCCUUCUCUCUGGAGCAGUUCGUAACAAGCCAUUGUUCUUCCACCAGACCAGUCCUCAAGUGACCCAAAUGGAGCUGCUGGCAAAGGGAUCCGCAGAUCAGAGACGAGAUUUUGUAUUCAGAGAGAGCGGUACAGUCAGUGUUGCUCUGGAUCUCAAACUCAUUCACUCCUGCAGUUUGGUCAAGGUGACUCUGCUCAGACGAAGUGAUUUAGAGGGUUCAGGAGAAGGAUCGAGGCCUAUCCCUGUUGCCCAGCAGGUAUCUGGCCAGAUGUCUGAGGGCAGCCAGUGGGCCAGUGUGAGUCUGCGAGCGUCCUUCCAGGUUCACAACGGCACUACGGUUUUCUUUUUACUAGACUGUGUGCGUGGACGAGUAAACCAGAUCAGCCAUCAAACAGGAAGUGGGGUAUCUGCCCUCUGGGUGGCAUCAUAAUGAAAGACAGAUACUAUGACGUUUCUUCUUAUGGUCAAAAAUCAAACCGUGAAAGAAACGAUUUGACUUUUUGGAGACUUAUUCACUUUCCAGAGAGUUACAAAGAAAGAUUGACACCACUUUCAUCUGUUUUAACAGAGAAGCAUUAACCAGUAGCUUGUUAGCUUAGCCUGACAUUGUAAACUAGUGGAAAUAGCUUCUAAGAUUGUCCACAAGUAAUCUGUGAGCACCUUUAAACCUAAUACAUUUGUUUAAUGUAAAAAAUAACCAAUUAAAAAAAUCAACACUUUGUGAUUCUUAUGCAGUGUUGUGUAACUAGACUCCCAGUCUUUGUGCUAAGCUAAGCUAACUGACCUUUACUUAACUCGCAGAUGUCAGAGCAGUGCCAGUCUUUUUGUUUAUUAUUA